Messenger RNA from Capsicum annuum, 1509 nucleotides. Its product is annotated as NDR1/HIN1-like protein 6. Gene Ontology annotation, cellular component: plasma membrane. The record is from RefSeq and is a predicted model, not a curated record. The transcript has 2 exons. Lineage: Eukaryota; Viridiplantae; Streptophyta; Magnoliopsida; Solanales; Solanaceae. Bases 395 to 1198 code for a protein of 267 amino acids.
AUUUAGCAUUUGUUAAAAACCUCUUUCAAAAAAUAAAAUUCUUCAUUCAUCUAUUUGUUCUUUCUCCUUUUAUCUUUGUGACAUCGAGCGUUACGAAGUUAGCUAGGUUCAGUUCUGCUCGUUAUAAAGUUAUUCUUUGUCAGUUGGUCAGGUUCAGUUCUGAUCAUUAUAAAGUAAGUUAUUCUUGUUCAGUUGUUCAGGUUCAGUUCUGAUCAUUAUAAAGUUAUUCUUGUUCAGUUGUUUAGGUUCGCUUCUGAUCGUUAUAAAGUUAUUCUUGUUCAGUUGGUCAGGUUCAGUUCUGAUCGUUAUAAAGUUAUUCUUGUUCAGUCGGUAAGGUUCAAUUCUGAUCAUUAUAAAGUUAUUCUUAUUUAGUUCUGACAUUCUUCGAACCAAAAUGGCAACUAAGCCUAACGGCACCACUACUACAAACCCCACCACCACAACCACGACCACGAACCCUACUGUGAAAAAACAAACGUACAAUCCAAAAAGCCAAAUGUACAACCCGAACCGCAUCCCUUAUAGACCAAACCGCGGUCGCAACCAUCGUGGCCGCGGUUGCAACUGUCGUAGAUAUUUUUGUCGAUGUUGUUGUUGGACUAUUCUCGUUAUUUUUGUCAUUCUUGUCCUUGCAGCUAUCGCGAUUGCAAUUUUUUACUUCCUUUAUCGUCCUCAACUCCCUUCAUUUUCAAUAUCUUCUCUCAAAAUAUCGCAUUUUCAUCUCACUACAUCCUCCGAUGACGCUACAAGACUCACCACUAAAUUCAACGUAACUCUGUCCACCAAAAACAAAAACAAGAAACUCGUUUACACUUACGAUCCGAUCGCGUUAACCGCAAAAUCAUCAAACCAAAUUGAGCUAGCAAAUGGAAACUUUCCAAAAUUUACUAGUACACCAAAUAAUGUUACAAUUAUACAUUCAACAUUAUCAAUUGUAUCACAAGUUCUUGAUGUUGAUUCUCUUACAAGUUUGAAAUCAGACAUGAAGACAAAAAGUGGAUUGCCUAUGAAGAUUUUGUUGGAUACAAAAGUUGUUGUACAAAUGGACAAAUUGAAAAGUAACAAAGUGGGGAUUAGAAUAACAUGUGAUGGUAUCAAUGGACAAAUACCUAAAGGGAAAAAUCCAACUUUGGCUUCAAUUACAUCUCCAAAAUGUAAAGUUGAUUUGAGAAUCAAGAUUUUGAGAUGGACUUUCUAGUUACAUCUUCACCUUUUCUUGUUUUUUCGGUCUGUGGUAUCUGAUAUACGCUUUGAGUUUUCAUGUCAGAAAGUUCAGGCAAAGUGCUUCCUUUCAAGACAAUAUCACUAUCAAUGUUCCAACUCAGAGCCCUAUAAUCAAUCGUGAUGGAGUACUUACAAUAUUUUUUUUUUUUUUUUUUGUUGUUGUUGUUGUUGCCAAGUGUAAUCAUAUUUUUGUAAUUCAAUAUUUAUUUUUGAGUUUUUUGAAAAUCAAGAAUGGUAAAGAAUCAAGGUGUUGGAAAUAUAUAAUAAGGGCAUGUUGAUUUUGUU